This is a messenger RNA of Neurospora crassa OR74A, 258 nucleotides long. RefSeq lists its product as hypothetical. The record is from RefSeq and is a predicted model, not a curated record. Bases 1 to 258 code for a protein of 85 amino acids. Lineage: Eukaryota; Fungi; Ascomycota; Sordariomycetes; Sordariales; Sordariaceae. The transcript is spliced from 3 exons.
AUGGUCAUGGAUGACGCUGACGACUGCUUCAUGCGACUGAGCCGCACAGAUCAUCCUGUAUGUGUAGUGUACACAGAGUACGUAUGUACGUACUCAAAAACUCCGGAGGUUGACUCCCGCUAUAACAUUCCCACUAGUGUCACUGGUACCGAGCAAACUCCGAUUCUGGUUGAAGGGAGCCCGGGCUUGCGGGCGCGCAGCGAUGCGCAGAGCGGGAGGCGGUUGGGGGUGGACAAUUAUCGUAUGAUAUCGACGUAA